AUGCCAAGGGAACCAAAGGACUUUUUUAAGCACCGUAAAAAGUUUGGUUCCUCCCCCGGAAAUAAGCAGCCUGCGCUGCAAAGAUCGGAAGAUCCUCCAACGUCAUCGCCUCUGUCAGAUCUAUUGAUCACGACUGAACUGACAGUAGAUGAAAAUGGGCAGGACAGAGAAGAGCCGUCCGCCUCAGCGCCGCAAGAUGAGCUCCAAUUGAGUGCACCUGAUCAUGGCAAAGACAAAGAUGAGACUACGCCAAAUCAGAGCUUCAUGAGCAUCGAAUCGGCCCUAACGGCUUCGUCGCAAAACGGACAUUCGACCGUAUCGCGACGAAGAGCCAGAGAUGGCACGGAAGUCGUCGAUGACUCUGAUGGCGACACCGACUCUUCUCUAGAACCCCCUGAGGUUCUACUCGGAACAAUGAGUAAGCCUGCAAAUAAUGCGCCGAACAACUCACUUCGAGAUUAUCAGCCCGAUCAGGCGUUGCUUGCUCAACUUGCGGCGCCUAAAAAGUAUAGAAACACCAUCGACUCCCUAGUACACGAUGCCGUGGACGAUGAUGAGAUCGAAGCCAAUGUGGCCAAAGUGAAGGCGAACUAUGUGCAGCUCCAUGCCAAGGGGCAUAAUGGGAUUGGAGGCUCAAAAAAGGCACUGAACGAGAACAUGCUGGCAACUGCGCUCAGAGGUGAAUCCGACGAGAGCCCUAAUAUACAACGCCUGAUGGACGCAGUGCGAAGGACAGAGGCGCUGGAGCGGCAUCGGGUAUGGCGAUUUUUCAAUCAGGAUCAAACAACUCCCGUCAUGCCAGCUUUCCCAACCAAUCUCUUUACCCCAGAAUCACCUCUGGCUGCACUUAGAGAUUCUGACUCCAGAGCCAGGAUUCUUCAGUCCGGUGUCGUAGAAUACGCAGCGUCACUGCAGCACUUACCAGACGAGUUUUUCCUUUGGCUUUUUAAGGCCAUCCCACUUGAGCCUCGCGAGGAGAUGAGACAGGCGUAUUGCCGAAUCCUAACGCAUGCACCAAAGGAGCGUAUGGUGUUGCUGGCCCGGCAGGACGCCAUAGAUGGGCUUUUCCGGCAAUUAGGGGCUAGACCGCGGGCGUUGAUAACCAGUGAUGAAGUCGUGGCCGACCCCUCGCAAACCUCGACAAGCAAGCCGACGAAAACUCAACGAUCGGCUCUGAUCUCUAUUUUAAGCUUGAUUCGAGGGCUCGCCGCUUCGGAGCAGGUUGACGAGAAAACUCGAGUACAUACAGUGCUGAUCUUGCUUCGUGUCUCUAUUGAUACAUCUUUGACCUCUGAUCCCGUUGUGCGUUCGGAAUUACAGGCGACAUUAACUUCCCUCCUGGAAUUUGGACCGAAAGAGAAGAUCGAAUACCAAAUCUGUCGCCCAGUCUACGAGUGUGUGCGGGAGCCACAAUUUCAAAGCCGGCUCUUGCAACACAUCAUUCCUACCUCGACAUGGGUGUCCUUGCUUCGCUAUCGAAUGGCUGUGGCUUUCUUGCUUCAAGACUCGGGCCCGUUGAAAGAGCCUCCCGAAUCAGUUCUUGACUUGCAAAGGAUUACUGCGCUGCUAACUCGGGAUGAACGAUUUCAAGUCGGACGGCGCAAGAACGACCCGGAUUACGAUUAUGGUGAUUUGGUCGCAUUGACCUCUCAUCUCGAAGUUUGCGUCAACACGGCCCUUGCCGACUUGAAGUUCGCGGAUGCCGAUACCGAGUCCAAAUUCAAUGCUGCCAUCGAUCAGAUGGCGGCUCGGAUUAAAAAACUAUUCACUUCUAUCGAGGACACGGGUGCGUCACACCUCCAACGCAUGCUUGCAAAGCAGGCGCUGGAAACUCUCCACUAUCGAAUGAUGUACUCGGUCCGUUCGAAGGCGCCGCCCAAACGAACCCUAUUUCAAACUUUCCAGAGGGAGAGCAAUCGCAACGUCAAAGACAUGUUCCAAAGAUUGAACAACGGACCCGCCAGUACAGAUGGAGCCAGUGAAGCGCCUGGCACGGAAGGCCUGAACGGCGUGCCAAUUCCAAUCCGCGGGCACGACGCACCGUUGUAG
Molecule: messenger RNA, 2049 nt
Organism: Penicillium oxalicum
Lineage: Eukaryota; Fungi; Ascomycota; Eurotiomycetes; Eurotiales; Aspergillaceae
Exons: 7
Coding region: 1-2049 (682 amino acids)
Source: RefSeq, a predicted model, not a curated record